Lagenorhynchus albirostris (white-beaked dolphin) is the source of this 1368-nucleotide messenger RNA. RefSeq names its product LIM domain containing 2 (gene LIMD2). Gene Ontology annotation, biological process: actin filament bundle assembly. The record is from RefSeq and is a predicted model, not a curated record. The transcript has 5 exons. Lineage: Eukaryota; Metazoa; Chordata; Mammalia; Artiodactyla; Delphinidae. The coding region runs from base 284 to 922 and encodes 212 amino acids. Gene Ontology annotation, cellular component: actin cytoskeleton; plasma membrane. Gene Ontology annotation, molecular function: actin filament binding.
GCGGGCGGGCCAGGGGAGGGGCCGGCAUCACGCUCGUAAUCCGGGCGGCCCAGGUCGGGGCUGUGGGCGCGAGGGCCGCCGCCCACGGGGUCCCGACGCCGAGCGCCUCAACCCGUCGCGCUCGCCCGUGGCCCCGAGGCCAGCGUCCGCCCUCCGGGUCCGGCCUCCAGACAGAGGCGGGGCCGAGGUCUCCUCGGCUGGACCCGCGGGAGUCCCGGGUCUGGGUUCCGAACCCAGCGGGUGCCGCGGCUCCACACGGGGCCUCCAUCGCCGCCAGUGAGCCAUGUUCCAGGCUGCAGGAGCCACCCAGGCCACCCCCUCCCACGAAGCCAAAGGUGGCAGUGGCAGCAGCGCGGUUCAGCGCUCCAAGUCCUUCAGCCUUCGCGCCCAGGUGAAGGAGACCUGCACUGCCUGCCAGAAGACCGUGUACCCCAUGGAGCGGCUGGUGGCCGACAAGCUCAUUUUCCACAACUCUUGCUUCUGCUGCAAGCACUGCCACACCAAGCUCAGCUGUUUAAGAGCAAAGGCAACUACGACGAAGGCUUCGGCCGGAAGCAGCACAAGGAGCUCUGGGCCCACAAGGAGGUGGACCCCGGCACCAAGACAGCCUGAGGCCCCUCUCACCAUCCACUCCCUCCUCCUUCCGUCGAGGGCCUGGAGCAGGCAGCGGGCAGGGCGGGAGAGAGGUUGGACCGGGCCCCGGCGGGGUCAGGGUGGGAAGGGGAUGAGGCUGUCUUGCUCGGGCAGAGGGUCUUGGGGGCAGGGCUCUGCUUCGGGAUUCCUUCCUUCUCCCUCAGUGGGUGGGGGGUUAGGGAACCAGGACUGGGCUUUGCUCACCAGCCCGCUUCCUGCUGCUUCCAGCCUACCCCACCUUACCCCACGGCCCCCUGGGAAGGCCCCCCAACCCAGCUUCCCUAUCUAGGUGCCUUUUCUCCAGCAAGGAGUCAGCAUGCCCCCCUCAGGGUCCCAAGCUCCCUCACUGCCACCCAGGGCCCUGUGUGGCCCCCACAUCUCCCCAUCUACCUCUGCCCUUAGCCUGGUCCUGAGCCAUGGAGACUGCAGGAAGGUGAGCCAGGAUGCCCCCUGCUGGGUCUCUCCAAAUGCCCACCAGGACCCAGUGGGGGAGGGGAGGGAAAGUGGAAGAGCCCCGCCCUCCUCACCCCACCCCCACCCCCCCAGGCGAGGCAGGGCAUGCCCAUUAGGGCUUGGGACCAUCCCACACCACGGAAGCAGCAGAAGCUAAAGCACCGGCCAGGCUGAGAGCCACAGAGACUGGUGGGGAGCUGGCAGGGUCACGUUCCCCUCUUCUCCCAUUUCUGCCGGUUUUGACUGUUGUAAUCAACCCUGUUUUAAACACGUUUCAACAGA